This is a messenger RNA of Fomitopsis serialis, 1478 nucleotides long. RefSeq names its product Alpha/Beta hydrolase protein. The record is from RefSeq and is a predicted model, not a curated record. Bases 1 to 1092 code for a protein of 363 amino acids. Gene Ontology annotation, cellular component: lysosome. Gene Ontology annotation, molecular function: palmitoyl hydrolase activity; thiolester hydrolase activity. The transcript is spliced from 7 exons. Lineage: Eukaryota; Fungi; Basidiomycota; Agaricomycetes; Polyporales; Fomitopsidaceae.
AUGAACGGAUCUGCCUUCUGGACCACAGCAAGUUAUGCCGUGCAGUUGCGCACAUUGAAAAGGGCACUUCUCCAGCAUGAUCUUCCGCGAACUGCUCCUCCUGUCACUCCCGCUUUCCUGCCCCUUGCUGCGUGCUCCCCAGCGCAGCGCCAAGUCCCCAGCCAGAACCUAGCGCAAGUCGUCAAGCUCUCGGGCGCAUGGGAACCCCUCGUUGAGGUCUCGAACGUGACGAAGCCCCGCCCUCUCGUCAUAUGGCAUGGCCUCGGCGACUCCUACAAUUCGCCCGGCAUUCUGGAGUUCAUUGCGCGCGUCAAGACCAUACACCCUGGCAUCUUUGUCCACUCUAUAUAUCUCGCUGAUGCGCUGGACGAUGAUAGGAGGGCGACAUUCUAUGGAAACGUGAACGAACAGGUUGAGCAAGUGGCAGCCCAACUCGCCAAUAUCACCGAAAUAGCGGACGGGUUCGACGCGAUGGGGUUCUCACAGGGCGGCCAAUUCCUCCGAGCCUACAUCGAGCGCCACAACGCCCCGCCAGUCCACAACCUCAUCACCUUUGGCUCGCAGCACAUGGGCAUCUCCGACAUCCCAGGCUGCCGGCCCUUCGACGUGAUGUGCCAGCUCGCCCGGCGCGCGGCCCUCCACGAAGUUUACACCGAGUGGGCACAGAAGCAGCUCGUCCAGGCACAGUACUUCCGCGACCCCGCGCGCCUUGACCCGAACUUCGCGAGCCUCACUAAGCUCGUGCUCGUGCUCUUCCUCCAGGACGAGACCGUCGUCCCGAAGGAGAGCAGCUGGUUCGGCGCGUACGCCGUGCCGAACGACUCGGCGACGGAGGUGGGCGCGCAGCCUCAAGAAAAGACGGUCGUCCCAAUGCGCCUGCAGCCGCUCUACAUCGAGGACUGGAUUGGGCUGCGGACGCUGGACAAGCGGGGCGCGGUCGUGCUCGAGACGUGUGAGGGUGAGCAUAUGGUCCUCACAGACGAUUGCUGGCAGCCGCUCGUCCGGCGGUUCGUAGGCGGCGAGACCGCCGAGCCUGAAAGUGCAGACUUAGAGCUGGGUUGGGUUGGUGGUGAGUUGGUGGUGCAGGCAUGAGGCGUCGAGAACGCGGAUGAUUGUAGGUGCUUUGUUAUACUGUUCUUGGUUUGUAUUUGUAUGAUUUCUUGGUGUCGGAAGUGUCUGUAUGAGUAUCCCGAUUUGAUGCAUCCUCGCUACCUGCUGCCGAACGGGGGGACACCUUUCAUAACCACUCACUACAAUGUCACCGUAUGCGUCGUUCAAAACUAGUCACCCAAUCUGAUCUCAGCAGAGCAUGGGGGUUGACUGAUUUGAUGGGAAUCAACCUGUUGACCUAGUCUCACUUAUCAACCCCCAUUAAUUACACAGGUGUGCUCUCGCCAUCGACCUACGGGUCCACCUGUCAGCCAUCCACCCCGUCGGUCGACCUAGGACGCACUCACCCCAAUGACGGCCCCCGAGAC